Messenger RNA from Trichobilharzia regenti, 1805 nucleotides. Lineage: Eukaryota; Metazoa; Platyhelminthes; Trematoda; Strigeidida; Schistosomatidae. The record is from the annotation of a GenBank genome assembly.
GGGAACUUUAUAAUGUUUUUCUUAAUGUCACGAACAUCAUUGGACAACUUGAUGUAGGUCUGUGUUUCACAAGUGUGAAACGCGUGCAGCGCGGCUCUCGAAAGUCUCACGGUUUUGAGAGAUGAGUAAUUUACGCACACAGAAACGUCUGGCUGCGGCUGUUUUUGGCUGUGGGAAAAAGAAAAUAUGGCUUGACCCUAAUGAGACAACAACUAUCCAGAAUGCAAACUCGCGCAAGAUGAUUCGAAAGCUGUUUAAAGACAACUUGAUAAUUCGUAAACCAGUCACGAUCCACUCUCGUUCGCGGUGCAGGAAGAACCUACUAGCUAGAAGAAAGGGUCGUCAUGCUGGUACUGGUAAGAGAAAAGGUACGGCAGAUGCUCGUAUGCCCCAGAAGAUACUUUGGAUGAGACGAAUGAGAGUUUUGAGGCGUUUGUUGAAGCGUUAUAGGGAGGCUCACAAAAUCGACAAGCAUCUGUAUCAUUUAUUGUAUCAACAGUGUAAGGGAAAUCAGUUCAAAAACAAGAGAGUGCUCAUCGACCAUAUUCACAAGAAAAAAGCUGAGCGUCUGCGAGCCAAACAACUAAGCGACCAAGCAGAAGCAAUGCGUCAACGCAAACGUGAAGCUCGUGCAAAUCGUCAGCACAGGUUGGAGGAGCGCAAAAAGGCGGUCAUAGAGAGCUUUAAUGUUGCCGUUUCUAAACCAGCUCCAUCAGUCGUCCCGAAACCUGCGCCCGUGCCAGAAGCCAAGCCUAAAGCAGAGACUAAGGCUGCGCCAGCACCUGCUCCGGCUCCAACUCCCGCACCUCAACCAGCUCCUCAAAAGGCACCAGAGCCUCAGAAGCCAGCUGCUUCAAAGGCAUCUUCAAAAGUAGCACCACCACCAAAAAUACCUAGUGCAAAGACACCAGCUGCACCACCUAAAGUCCCUACUCCUGCUGCAUCCAAGCCAACAACAUCCAAAAAGCCAGCUAAGCGUUAAAUCUAAAUAAAUUUUGAAUGCUCUGCCGUUGAUAAGUCGAGAGAGAAUACUAGAUUGAAAGUGCUUGGCGUAUUGGAAUUCAAAAAUGACUUGAACGAGAUCCAGGGGCAUCAACUUUUUAUAAACUUCUUGCUUGGUACACUGGAGGAUAUGCAUAUACAAGUUCGCUUGUUCUUGUGGAGCUGAGUACAUUGGCUGUAUCAUACAUCCGCUUGUAAAACGCUCACGGGAAUACUAUCCAGCAUAAUUAGCAAGGGGAGAACACAAAGGAGUGUACAGUUCGAUAACAGAACAUCUGGUGAAUUGUUGACAUUCGGCCCCAUUUGAAAAAUUCUUCAAAGCCAAAGGGAGUGAGAUCAAGACAUCUAGUAAUAGCUGAAGCGCUGGCGAUCCAAAAACUCAAUCUUACUCUAUGUGUCUACAAGAAAUACGUUCAACUGUUGUCCCUACCGUGGCAAUCAUGAAAAGUCAGUUUUACCAAUAAUGAUUAUCCUAUUACUUUUCUUGUCCAACCUUCCCAUUUAUUUAUGUCAUAUUUACCUUUUUUAAAUCCCUAUAUACAUCAUUAGAUUUGGUUAGUGUUUUUAUUUUUAUAUGUCCGAACCUCCUACCCAUUUCGUUAAUACUACAUCCUUAACCCAUAAUUAUGCAAACUGACGAGUUUUCCAGUUAUUACAAUCCUCUUCUAUCUUUUCUACCCGAUCUUAGUGAUUAUUACACGUUAGAAUUUUAAUUUGACCUUUGACCUGAAAUAUUUCUAGAAUGGUAUCACUACUUAUCUUCUGUUUAUUACACUUAGUAAUUUUAUUAAUCUGACCUCUGA